CCUCACCUUUAAUUGCUUCGUAAAUAAUAACCUCCAUAGGUGUUGGGUUUGGUAUUUGGGCAUAUUCCUCUCUGCUACAUCCGCCUCUCUCUCUCUCUCAAACUCUCUCUCUGUAUAUCUCUUCUAGUAUAUCUCUCUCCGUCGAGCUUUCAUUUCUCUGAUUCGGAUCAAUAUGGAGUACCGUACCUUAGAAAUCAACGUUGUCUCCGCAAAAGACCUCAAGAAAGUCAACUUCAUCACCAAGAUGGACGUGUACGUCGUCGUUUCGAUCGCCGGCGACUACAGCACCAAGCAGAAGACCAUCGUCGACAGAGACGGCGACGACAACCCCACCUGGAACUUCCCCGUGAAAUUCACCAUAGACGAGUCGGCUGCCCGACAGAACCGCCUGACCCUCGUCUUCAACCUCCGUUGCGAGCGUACCCUUGGCGACAAAGACGUCGGAGAAGUGACCGUUCCCGUCAAAGAGCUCCUCGACGCCACCGGAGACGAUAAACCCGUGCAAUUCGUGAGUUACCAGGUGAGAAAGCCGUCCGGAAAGCCCAAAGGUCAGCUGAGCUUUUCCUAUAAGUUCGGCGAGAAAUUCGCCGGAGCAACGGCGCCGGCGGAGAAGAAAUCUGAUCAGCCCAUCACAGCCUAUCCCGCCGUUGCUCCGGCUGUGGGGACCAGUUCAUUAUACCCACAGGUGGCUGGGCCAGCAAGUGGUGGUCCGUACCCCGGAGCAUAUCCUCCUCCACCGCCGGUUGCUGGAUAUGGAUAUCCACCGCCGCCGCCAUAUGGUGGUUACCCACCUCCUCCACCACCACCGGGUUAUGGGUACCCGCCCCAACCAGGAUAUGGAUAUACGCCACAACAAGGGUAUGGGUAUCCACAAGUGCAGCAACCGCCGAAGAAAAAUAAGCUCGGGUUAGGGUUGGGAGCUGGUUUGCUGGGUGGAGCGAUCGGAGGUUUGUUGAUCGGUGAUAUGGUAUCGGACGCAGCGGAUUUUGAUGGCGGGUGUGAUUUUGAUGCUGGGUUUUGAUUUUAGUUUAUGUUGGUCUGAGAUUUUCAUUUUCGCGUGUUUGGACUUUGUAUGACGUUGAUGUUUUGAUUAUUGUAUCUAUCUUUUAAUCUUA
This is a messenger RNA of Cornus florida, 1115 nucleotides long. Its product is annotated as protein SRC2-like. Bases 173 to 1021 code for a protein of 282 amino acids. The transcript has a single exon. Gene Ontology annotation, biological process: defense response. The record is from RefSeq and is a predicted model, not a curated record. NCBI's taxonomy places the organism in Eukaryota, Viridiplantae, Streptophyta, Magnoliopsida, Cornales, Cornaceae.